Molecule: messenger RNA, 12926 nt
Organism: Pocillopora meandrina
Lineage: Eukaryota; Metazoa; Cnidaria; Anthozoa; Scleractinia; Pocilloporidae
Source: the annotation of a GenBank genome assembly
UCAAAUACCUUUCGUGUGGAGCCACUUCUUUACAGAAACGGGCACUCAGUUCUCAGUGAUGACAAACAUUAUGAGAAACAGCGCCUUGAUGAAAAUGAACAUUCAAUGGAAACAGUAUGGGAGGUGGAAAAAAACUUUGAUUUAUUAAAAAUAAAUCUCUAAUGGCAUGGUCUACCUUUUUUUUUUUCUUUCAAUAUGACCAGUAGGGCUGGCCAUUGAAAUUAAUUGAAAUGUGUUUCUUUUUUUUCCAGCCCCCUUCCGAGAGGAAACUCUCUAUCCAAUCGGCUGCUCAGCAAACUAAUUCAGAUGAGGAUGGUUGUCGUUCUGGAACCCCAGACCAAGAUGUUCUUGUGUACCAUGUAAGUUAAAAUUGUAUUGAUUUAUUUUAUUGAUUAAUUCUGUUUACCUUAUGAUAAUAAUUAUGGUUAGAAACUCUUGGAAUAUUAUAGGACAGGGUGCUCAACAAUGGGAUGAAUUGGAGGGUAUAGGGUAAUGAUGUAGGGUUUUACAUGCCAACAACCAGACAAAGAAACAUGUUUGGUGUUCUGGGGUAUAGGUAAGAGUGUUUCCCUUUCUGGCAAACUACUCCUCGUUUACUUUUGUACUUGGCAAAGCCCAACAUUGUUUUACCCUUGUUUUUCUGCAAUGAUGAUGGAUGGCUGUCUUUUAUUUGUGGUUGUGGAGUUUCUAUUGUGUCCUAUCAAUUACUUAAAUGUUAUUUCAUGAUAUGUUAGCACUUCUAUUGUUAGUGAUACUUGCUUUGCAUAGAAAAUGCUUGCUGACUUAUCAGCAAUCCUAAAAAGUGAUAAUUACCAGUAGGUCUGAUUUCUUUUUCUAAGCCAUGCAAAUCAGUGGUUGAUUUGGGAAACUUAACAAUUACACACCAUCUUUGUAUAAACAGUUGACUAUCAAUCUCAUAGCAGAUGUUCUCUUAAUUUUUGUUGUUUUAACAGUUGUUUUUUUUUCCGCAGGGUGUUCCUUCGCCUCACUCGCCCCACUCUCCUCACUCUCAAUACCACCCUCCCUACCCCCACUAUCCUUACAUGACGCCAAUGUAUCACCACCCACUCCCUGUGAUGUGUCAUUGCCCGUCAUGCGCUGGACAUAGGUCACCAGUCCACUCCCCCCAUGGUGGUGCCCCUAUGGGAAGGUUUGUUCAUCAUCAGAUGGGGUCACAUACAAACUGGGCCCACGGGCCGGCAGCAAUAACAGGAUUUCAAGUCAGGUCAGUUUUGAAAACAUAGCAAGCUAUUUUAGUGAAAAGCCACUAGAAAAUCUUUCUCUAAUUCCUUUCCGUGCUUAAAACUAACCAUUUUUCCUAAUCUAUAUACAAAAUAUGAUGCUAUCGACAUUGCUGAUCCUAGCAGUAUACAGGACGCGUGUCAUAUAUGAACUUCGUAAUGGGCCUUACUCAUCAUAGAGUCUCUGUGGCUCAGUGGUAGAGCAUCAGAGCACGGAAUCCGAAGGUCUGAAGUUCGAUUCCUCAUGGGAACUCAGAAUUUUUUCUUUGUACCACGCUUGUGACAAGAUGAGAAACAUCUUUCUCAAGCCAUUAGAAUAUUUGCCUUGCUUCAGGUUAAGGGCCUUUUUAAUAUAAGCUGUAUCUGAGAGGGGGGAUAUCAGGCCUCUUAGCCCAGCGUUCUAACUUGCGACCCUUAUUUGUCGAGAUGGCGGGUAGAAACAAAUUCUGGCAACUUAAUUCGCAGCGAAAGUCGUGAAUGUGGCCAUCUGUGUACAACGGUCAUAUAGCGAGCUGUAUGGGUUUUUUUUUUAAUUUUUUAAUUUUUUUUUCGAAAGGUAUCCCUUUAUAUCCUAGUAUCCGCUCCAUAUUCUCCAGCCAGUUCCUAUAUAUUUCCCUCGGUAAUGACAAGGAGAAUUCCUUUUAACAACCAAAGCCUCUUAGGUUGGCGAUCAUUUCCUUUAUUAUCAUGAUCUUAAUAAAUGAUACAGAAGUAUUACUGUAAGGAGAAAUAAGAUGCUGGUCGCUCUUGGUUUUAAUUGGGUUUAAAUCCAAGACUGUUAUGAUGCUCCUUCGUUCUCUUAUUUAAAAAAUGCUACUGGUUGUCCGAAAAUUCAGCCUCAAAUAUUUGCAUGAACUUUUUGUUUUUGUCCGACGACCAGGUUUUCAUAACCGAUAACACUUUUAUGAUUUUAGGUCGCAAGAUGGCGACUUUGAAAGAGUUGUGCUCGAAGGCCUGCGUAGAGAAGUGAAUUAUUUUCUUAGGAUACACUUCCUGGAAAUGCGUUACUAGUCGGAACAGCUUGCUACUUACUUAGCCUACGCUACCCUCCCCCCUCCUCCCUUCCGUUUCACCUGGGGGGGGGGUGGGUAUGGCCACACGCAGGCUACUACUUAUUAUCCACAGGUCAUAUGUUAUGUGAUUCACAUAUUAUUUUUUAAAGUUCUAACUGUACACUUAAUAUGACUUUCUGCACAUGUACUUAGUUUUGUUAAUUUAAUUGUGAGAGAAGAAAUUGAUCCUUGUAGCCCUACGUAGCUGCAUUAAUUGCUUUGUUUAUUUAUUUUUUUUAUAUUGUUUAUGAUAGUAAUGAAAAUGCGUUUUUUUUUUCUUGUCAGACCGAGAAUACAAAGGCCCUUAUCUGGUGAGUAGACAAUUGUUUUGAUUUCUUUUUCUGGCUGUGAUCAUCUUUGACGACAUUGGAUUCGAUAUCUGUAGCUGCAAGAAUCUGUAAUAAUCGUGUGCUGAUAACAUAUGGCCCGAUUUCGGGUUCCCUAUCACUGCGCUAUAGAUUUUUUUGUAAUGAAUUUUGUACAAUGGAAUAUCAGGUUGUUCCAUUUUUCAUCUAUUUCUGCGUUUUCAUCUAUUUCUGCGUUUGUAAUCUUAGCCGGGGAUGUGUUAGCCUGCGGACAGGCCUCAUUGUUGGUGUUUCUGGCGCGAGCCUUUCUUCGCAUGCUAGAAAGAUUGAGGCAUUGAGGUCUGGCGCUAAUAAUUAUUGGCGCUAGACCUCUUGCCGGCUAAUGCUUCAAACUUGAAGGAGCUCUCUCCUCACUAUUUUCCCUUUUGUUACACAGUCCCUGCUGAGAAACAUGACAUGCUAGUGAAGGGCAGUCCCUUGUAUGGACAGCCUCCGUGGUGGGGCUGGGGCUCAUCAGACGACGAGAUCUACAAUUAUCCAAACACUGCCACAAUUCUGGAGAGCGGCGACGAUCAACAGCCUCUUGCUCUGAGAAAGAAGAAACUCUCUAAGAAAGACGCGCUGGAAAUGGCGCAGAGGAGGCACAGCAUUGGGACCGUAUCGGUGUUGUCUGAGUCCAGAGCACGGAUUGUCACAACAAGGACUUCUAAAAACCCCGAGCUGGACAAGGCGAUGAAGCAACGAGAGGAAUUUGUUGUCUUUCAGAAGAGGUCUUCUCUACCAGGGCCGGGUCAUAACGAGCAGUUAUCUCCCGUGUUUGAAAAUUCUACCAGUAGAGACUGGCAAUUACCAAAUGCGCUUCACGAGCCGGGAGAGCUUGAUUCGACGUCUUCGGUGGAGAAUUCUUCGGGUGACGGAAGCGAAGUGCACCCUAGACUCGGGUCUUCUUACGAAGUUCCUUACAUACCGGACUAUGAUGAACUUCCAGAAAGGCCUGUAAGUCUGAAAAGCGAUAAAGGUAAAAUAGCAUCCCAGGAUGCUUCACGGAAGGGUUCAUCAGAGAAGCAAGAGAGAAUUGCAAGGAAAAAACCUACCAAUAAAGUUAAAAAGAAAAUUGUUUCCACUGAUGUCCCGGCAAAGAAUGGAAAAGCAUUGUCAGGUAAAUUAGUGUUUCUAUGUUUGUAUAGAUUCUCUUCCUUUUCGUUUUUUUCCAGAGAGUUUAGGAAGGUGAGGAAGGGCGAGGAAGGGCGAGGAAGGGCGAGGAAGGGCGAGGGUUGCUAAGAAGGCGGGUGUGGCUGGGCGUGUUUAUUUAUCUUUAAUGCUUUGCUAUAAAGAACGGGAGGUGGGAGAGGAAAAAGGGUUGGGUGGGAGAUUCUCACACCUUCCCCCACCUCCCUCCUAAGAACCAGGAGAGGUUUUCACAACGUUUUCGACUCCUCUCUUAAAUUGGAAAAAAUUAAUCCUCUCAGAAAGAAAGUACACUCUCUAAACAGUAGAUACAUCUUCAGAAAAUUUUAACUGAAUACAUCUCACAUCAUCGCGCAAAGACCAGAAAUGCGCUAUUACAUUUUCGUACUUACAGACGUUUGUAUGACAGUGGCCAUAACCUAACGCCCAAAUCAGUUAUCAUGCUGAAUUCCAUAUUUUUCACGCAUAAAACAUUUCUUCCCUCUCUUAGAACUAACAUAUUAUUCCAUGUUAGAACUUUUUGCUUUUCUCACUUGUGCCGUUCUGCGGUAAAAAAAUGAAAAUUUAUUUCAACUUUUUGGAAUUAACGUUUUGACUUCUUACAGUGUCAUCCCUGAUUCAAACAUAAAGGUCAAGUGAAUAUGGGAAUAUAUCUUCUUGUCAGCACCUUAGGAGGAAAUAUCUAGAGAACAUUAAGGAGAAUAUGCACACUGAUGUAAAGGUGGAACAGAAUUAACUUCAGAAUAAGAACUUUUCAGUGUACCUUUGAACAGAAGUACACUUCUAAAGGGGUGAGGGUUGUACAGAAAGAGGAAGAGGGAGAAGAGGUUUAAAGAUUGAUUGUGGAAGGGUAAUAAUUACUUUUUCUGUUCUGAACAGGCUCUCGAAAACAUUCAAGUGAUACCAGUGAGUCUGAGUAUGAGCCGACCUCACACCCUUCACGUCGAUCGGGAUUAGCAGCUGUCGCUUCCCUUUCCUCCAUUGGUGUGUUUGGUCUGACGGAGGUGACUCUCGGUGAAUCCGAUAGACAAGAGGUUAGUUUGUUGCUAGCUUGAGAGCAAACUCUCAUUAGAGUUCAGGCACGACCGGCAAAUCCUGCGAGAAUUGAGUCGGGAACCGAAGCUAGAGCUCUAAGAGAGGUCUCAUUUCCAUGCCAGACCUCUCGCAAACCCCUCGCAGCUCUCAUCGCCACUGCCAUGAAGCAUGCGGGCUUCGCCGUUAGUGUGGCAGCGCCAAUGAUCAGGAUUACAGCGCACAUUUUGCGUGACAGCGGUCGUUCUUAUGUUCUCCCCUUGAAAUUAUGCGCGGCUGGCCAAAUUGUAUCACCUGCGCAUGCUUGACGUUUGACCGCUGUGUAGCCUACAGACUAGUUCGACUUAGGGCUUAGAAGCUCCACGACUUGUCAUGACGUUUAUAUAUCUUUUUCUCUUUUUUUAACCACAGUAUUGUGCAGAAGUAAAGAGAACGAAAUUUGAUAAUUGAAAGUCAAUGGUUCUCUUUCUUCUGUCGUGCUGUUUAUAUAUUUUUUUCUUAUUAUUUUUACCCUAACUGCUCGACUUCUUUAGGAAAUUUGUUCCUUAGUAAAAUUGAUGUUUUUUCCGGCGUAAAACGAAAAUAUAAUUGUGGCCUUGGACGUAUGACUCCAAAUAUUUCUCACCACUAUCCUGGACAUUCUGCGGUCAAUUAUUAUACAGAUAAUAAUGAUUUUGUUAAUGGAUUUAAGUUGAACAUAAUUCUGUUUAAACUUGAUAGGCACUAUCGCCAGCCCCCCUUCCAAGUUGGGUAAAACAGUGGACGAAUUCUACAAACGAUCGUGGUAAGUUAUGUUAAAGUUGAUCAUUUUUCGAAAAAAAAAUUGUUGGACGAAUUACACUCUUAGAUGAAAUGACACACUGAAAUAACAUCUUCAUCGCUUCAAUUUUCCCAUUCAUCCUUGCUAUUGUAUAACUGCCUGUACGUUUGGUUCUCAGGGGAAAUAACGCAAACAGAGCUAUUACAAGUGUUAUAAUAAAGUAUUUGAAUUGAAGGAUGAUCAUCAUUACACGGCUUUAUUGAACUGUCUAAUUAAUGCCUCAACCACAAGAAAGCUUUUGUUGGCAAUAGAAGUGAAACCCAAUGUGUUUUCGCAGUUAUUAUCGUAUCAAUAACUUUUGGUUUGUAGUUAAUGAUCUACUAAUGUUGAUUAAGCUUUCUUGAACAUGUCGCUUGUCACAACGAGUGUCAUUGUUUUCGCAGAGAACGCUUCGGUUUAUCCAGUUGAGGUCAUCGAUUCAUCUAGUACGGCUGAAGAGUCUGCGGGAAGCAGUGCCAUGUCUUCUUCGAGUCACAUUCCAGUUCCUAUAGAAUCUGAAAAUUCUGGUGAGUGUAAAUAUUCUGUCUGUAAACACAAUAGAUUCGUAACGUGUUGCUUGUUUAGUGAAUCUAUGCAUCGGGGACCCUUUUUUCCAGGAAUUGUAAACUUUAUGCAUAGAUCUGCUGCAGAGGUAUUAAUUAUAAAUCCCUAAGUUUGUUUUUCACAUGAUCAAGUUUGAGGAUUAUUACUUGUCUGCUAAACUAAAGCUAUUGUAACAUAUAUGUGUAGAUUAGUUCGGUGUGUUCUUGAUCAAGUAAUGAUUUUAAUAUUCCUGUUGUCUGGUCUUCUCUGCUUUGUGUUCAUUUAUUUGAUUUCAAAAAUUCGUUCCUCGCUAAUUUUUUUCCGUCAGAAAAACGCAAGGAUUGAGUUUUUUUUUCUUUUGCUGUGGUCGAAUGAAUGAUUUAAGACGCCAAUGGCUCGCUCUUGAAAUGUGUAGAAGAUGUUCGGUGGAAGAGUACAAAGAUUGAAGUUAUUUUUAAUACCUCUCCCCGGGAGAUGAUUUGCGUUGUUCUUUCUUUCUUUUUUUUUUUUUCCUUUUUUUAAAAAAAAAAGAUAUUGAAAUGGUGAAAUACUGUGUGAGGAAAAAUAGAUGCUUGUGGUCAGUUUUGUUAUUCCAACGAAACAGCGCUGCACUGUCCGUCGAAAGCGUCGAAAUAAUUAAGAUGUUUUCACUCCAAGAAGGGUCUCAUGAUAAAAUUAUGUUAGUGAUGAAAAAAGGCUCUUCUGAGCCUGUUCUGACGAGCUUCGUUGGUCACGCAACGCUUUAGUCCAAAGAUGUAUUCCGUAAAGAAUGAUUCAAUUUGUGUUUUUCUUUAUUUUCAUUUUAUUAUUACUUUUUUUUUUACAAAUUUAAACCGAAAGAGCUAUCCUCUGUCAAUUAAAUUUUAGAAACAGACUGCAUUUGAGAAAGAAUCCAUGGCUAGAGGAUCGAAGAAUGUUAUGUCACGCUAUAGAAGGGGGGGGGGGGGAGGAGUAGGAGUUCUACCCACCACUUGUACCUAAGGAUUUGCAACAUCACGCAUGCAUAUAUAUAGCAUAUGAUUAAUGGAAAAGUUCAGCUACCUAAUGAAAUAAAGAUACAUGUUUUUUUUGUAUCUUGUCACUGGCGAGGGGACAUAGAGAAAAUCUGAGUAACCGUGAGAAAUCAACCCUCAGACCUUCGGAUUUGUUUGCUUUCAUGCUCUACCACGGAGCUAGGCUGUUACCUAGUAAUAGCUUUGCUCUCCGUAGAGUUCUCUGUAGCUUAGUGGUCGAGCAUCGAAGCACGGCACUUCAAAGGUUUUGGGUUUAUUUCCUCAUGGGCAUUCAGAUUUAUUCUUUGAUCCACGACUAUACGAGUAUCCGAAGAAAAACGAAACAAAACAACGAAUGCCUUUUUUAAAUAGUUAUGGGGGGAUGUAUGUCUUAAUUGAUUCACUCACAUCUUUUAGCUCCAUGUUUUACAGAAGACAAGUCCAAACCCAUCAAGAGCAUUUCGUCAUCGAGUCUAAGCAGACCAAGGUCGGCAACAUCGAGAACGGGAUCGGUAAGGACAUUAAAAGAUCAACGAUAAAUUCCUGUUCGUGAUAAUUUUUACAUAAUGCUCCAUCUAUUAUGUGAGAUACCCCUGACAUAAAAUUGUUCCAGCACUAGGGAAAUACAAAUUAACUGCUUUCUCAGAUUCUAACAUUCCGGAUAUUCUAAUUUGUCUCGCAUAAUUGCACAUUAUCAGAGAUUAAGAAGAGCCUGUCGACAAGAUAUUGGAUGCAACACUCUUCCAGUGAACUUUUGCAAAUAAAAAAGCAAAAAAAUCUCCUAAAACGGACUCCUUCCCUCCCUUCCCCCAACAGUAAAAAUUAUGUUCUCAUCAAAAUAGUCAGGUCACAUGCUCAUCAUACUAUGACUUCAUGUGUUUCCCACUCAUUGAAAAAUCCCCACCCUCCCCCUCCUUAGACCUCGUGCUUAAAACAUCAAGCUCUGUUACAUGAUGUAUCUUAUCUUGCAUUCCCUCGUGAAAGUUCCUCCAUGGUGAAAAUAAUUUUUUUCUCAACCUCGGCAUUAGGUCGGUUAUUACGCCUCAAUUUGUUUGUUUGUUUGUUUUUUUUCUUUACGACGGUUUUUCGCUUAAACCGUUCGCCAUUACAUGAUUAUUUGUCAGUUGAGAACUGGAGCGAGAGAGGAAGUGACGCCAUUUACUCAACAGUUUGAAAUUUGAAUUAGGCAGAACAGCAACUAAUUUUUGACAACUUACUUCUGACAUUUGUUUUGACGAAGGGCUGAGGCUCCAAACGUCAGCUUUAGAAACUCUAUACGAUGGCCAAUUUACAUUAUCAAUUCGGGUGAUAAAACCAAAUUAUCUGGUAACUUCAGGAAGCACGAAUGCUACAGCAAACAUUCAUUGGGUGCAUGGAAAGGAGAAAAAGUCCAUUUUUUAAGUAAGCAAUUUUUAAAGGAAAUCAAAAAGCGCUGAGGAACCAAUAGCAAACCAUUUUAAUAUGACUAUCUCUUUUAAUCUUUGCAGCCUGGUGUAUUACGAAGCCAAAGCAUGUCUGCUGCUAAUAUGUCCUCCUCUCCGAAGUCUGCGUCCUCCCCGAGAGUGGCGCGGAGCAAGACCAUGUCUGCUGUCGUUCGGCGGUCGUACCCGACUACUGCCAACGAAUUAGAGAAGAAACCAGUUGACAACGCUAGGGGAAGGGCUGUGAUAAGCAGUACUUCAGAUGAUAGCGAUGUGGAAUCAAGCGACGCUUCCCAGACGAGACAGACUAAAGAAUCGCGAAGGAAGAGCGACGAGUCCGAUAAGAAGGGAGUUCAGCUUAUUCCUGAAAAGGAGGGGAAGCGACUGCUGUCGGCCCCCCGUCCCAACAAGACAGCUAUGCUGAGAGCGUACAACAGCCGAGAAGCUGUAAAGAAUAGUGGGGUUAAGAGCAAGACUGCAGUAUCGGCGAAAGCGAGGACUGCUAAGAGCUCAUCGCCGAACAAUGGAAAUUCAAGUGAAUCUUCGCCGUCUGCGAGAGUGUGGAGUCCAAGUGUGAAAAGAUCAACAAAGUCUUCUUCGGGCGAUAGUAUCCGAGAGGAAGAGGAGAAUGGUACCAAUUGUAGCUCGCCAGCAAGCGAUGACGUCACACAGGAGGCGAUAGACCAGGUUUUUUCUUCAGGCUCAGUCCAGCAACUUCCAGAGUCGCUUAUAAUGAAGCGGGAUGAUAAUGUUAACAAGACUUUUGUGCUCGGUAAGGGGUUGCUCAAUUAAUUCAUGACACUCGCGUUUUGAAUUCGGCUUAUUUUAACUUUUCUCGUUUUAACGCUGUUAGCUUAUUGGCCAGAAAUGUACCUUGAUGUUGCCUUUCGAAAUUGCGUUUCCCAUUUUGUACUCCUUCGAAAAUCACAUCAUCGAGAAGCCGUGCUUGGCAACUGUUGUAAAAGUUAUUACAAGUUAUUAAUUAGACACGGGGACGAAUGAACCAUUUCUCACCAAUUUUUCAUUCUAGUACUUCACCUAUUAAUAUAAAGUCUGUCCAGAGCUAAAGAAGGCUACAGAUCUCUAGGCCAACUAAUAAGUAAUAUUGUCCUAUGGAAACCUGCGUGUUUCUGUAAUUUUUCUUUAGCAAUUCAGCCCAGUUGUUUGUUUGUAGUUACAGUGCAACCAUUCUUACCAGUGUCGAUUAUGCAAAUUGAGCGAUGAAUUCUCGCUUAAUUUUGAGUCACUGCGAUAUUUGCUUAAUUUGGUUGCAAACUUUGAUUGGCGCAAUCAAUUUGAGCUGAAAUCUCCUUUCAUUUCCUUUAAUUUCAAUCUUUAUGAGAGGUUCUGCCAGCUGUUUAUUUAUUUUUGCACCAAACUUUGGUUUUUUCUUAAUCAGAUGACGGUAAUGAGGACAAUUCUGUUUCAUCUCCCGAAGACACGUCCAUACAAGCAUGGGUCGGCGAAGCAGCCAGUGGUGAAAACGUUCUUGAGUGUAAUGGCGUCGUCACGAAAAACACUGCACCGAUGUCUCCGUCUCGUGAAGAACCAACGGAGAUAAAACUUGAAACAACCAACACUAAAGGAAUCAGCUUGCGUAGUAAGCUUAUACCAUUUGCACCCUUCUUGGAAAACCAGUCAUACACACCCCCCGUGUCUGAUCUUCCUUUUGAACCUCCCAGUGAUUCAGCCGACGACACAUCCGGGAGGUCUCGUUGUUCUACAGCAGAGAGUAGGCCUAUUUCGCCGGAGUCAGCGGUUUCGACCGCACCUGCUGCCUCCCCCUCGCCACCUUUGACUCCGAACUCUGCAGCAAAGAAAACAUUUGAUUUUAAGGGGGGAGCAACAUCUUCGCAAAGCAGGAGGCAGUGGGGUGUCACUGAUAAGGUAAGGCUUCGUUUGUCUGACUCUUGUUGACUUGCGUAGGGUCUCCUGACACCCGGCAUCUGGGCUAUUUCGAAAACACUUUUUGCCUUUAUUUUCCUUAUCAGCUUCCUUCUCAGUUUCUUAGCGAAGAUUUAAACCCGAUUGUUGUCCAUAUAGACGGGAAAAUUUCUCUCGGCCAACGAGAAAAACAAUGCGUAACCUUUGAGGUUCCGUCGAGGUUUUCUAAACCGAUUACCAAGAUCUCAGUAACCACUCCAACCCGCCUUCUCAUGUAAACAAACUUUAAUUGAUUCUGCAAACUAAAACAGCUCAGCUUAUUGGAAUCAUAAUAAGAAGUUCCCCAGCUGAACCCAGUUUUGCUUUCUGCAUGAUUUCAAUUUGGUACAAGGUAAAAUUAAUGAAAAUAACCGGUAUAACAAAUUGGAUUAGGCUAUGAUACAAAUUGUUCAAGGCAUUUUUGCCUUUCCUACCCCUGAGCUUGCUAUUUUUCCUUUGAAUCUCAUGAAGAGAGACACAAUCUACGCUAACUCAACUGUAUAAGAAAUCUGAACGAUUUUAUUCAAAAACACUUUCUAUCAUUGUGUUUUCAGCCUGUUGAGGAUCUGAUGUUGUCCUCAAUUCACGCAUUCUCCGUAGAAUUACGGCUAGCUUCGGAGUCCGUGCUGGGCAAAGUGAAGUAUGUAAAAUAUCUGUCUUCAUCGGUCAGAAAAAAUCCUCUCUGCGUUUCUAGAACACACGAACUUAAAGCACCGACAUUACGAUAAUUUAAUUUUAUAUUUAACUUUGAAUAUAAUAAGAACCCGAAGUGUUUUUUUCUCGGAUGGGAAAACAAGAAGGAGCUUAGUAAAAGAUGGCAGAUAUAAGAAGAGACUGCAAAUAACGAUUUCGAGAAAUCAAGGUUACAGCCUUGGAGUAAAAUAGCACACGAAACGAAUGCUAACUGAAUGGUGGCGUUUCAGAACUCUGUACGAUGGAAGCGAGGAGCUAAACGGCACUGCAAGGUCAAGGACGGAUUCUGACGCAAAACAGGAAUCCAAGAGUGCCAUUCCAGAUUGGAAGAGCUCUCACGCGGUAAGUGAAUAACUAAGGCAAGGAAACUGAGUGUAGCACAUCAUAGCGUGGCUUGAGGGUAGUGUUUGGCCUCCGAUAAUAGGGACCUAACGCUGUAAAUACGACAACGCCGAGGAAAACAUUAAAUGAAAUCACAUUAUUUUGUUCAGAGUUUCGCGGGUGUUUCCAUGCCAGAGCCGUCUUUAAAGGCUUCAGACCUCUUCGUCGGGAUAACAUAUGGAGGUGUCGUCGAACUCUACUUACAAACACAAUUGCAGCUCAACAGCAGACCAAACCGAACUGGUUUUCGAACGAAAAAAAUUGGGUUUCACGUUGCUGUUAAGCAGAGGACAACAAGGAAAUCUACAAAUUUUCAAACCGCACGUGCAGAGCUAUUAUUUUACCUAGUGUAUCUUUUGUUGGAUCACGCUCUCGUUUGCGCCAGGUCGUGAGAAUACCUGCCAAAGCAAACGAUGCAAAACUGUUUAUUUUUGUUUUUUCUAACAGGAGAUAGCUGGGAUAUUUCGAAACUUGCGAAAGGUUGAGCUUCGCCUUCGCAGUAAGUAUGAUUUGCUAUCUUUUUGUCGGCCUAAACAAAGACAAAUCUACUAUUUUUGUUCGGGCUUGUGUGACGUGUGCAUUUUACUUGUUUCCACCGGAUCCUUCGUCAUAGCAUAGCGACAAAAUCCUUCUGAGUCUUGGCUACGCCAUUUCAUUAAUUAUCCCUUAAGGCAUAUGCAGUGAGUAAGAUUGCUAUCUCUAUUUUUAUCACCAUUACAAUUCUAAUCUUGCUAAUCAUGUCUCUUUUUCAAUGUUCAGCGAUGGAGCAGGCCUUAUCCAUCAUGUGUGUCGCAGCUCAACGGGACCCUAAUCAGGUGAGUGCAUCAAUCGUUAAAACACAGACAUGUAACACUUAUUGCUCCUGUUCUGAGUUCCAAAGCUGAUGACAAAAUUCCCAUCUCCUGACCUGCCGUUGGCGUCUGAAUGACGCCUAAAUUGAGCUCAUUUAUCUUUGUUUCUAACGAACGAUGCUUCUCAUUUCAAUAUCAAACGGAAGGGCCUUUUAUUAAUCAGUGCACCUUUGUUUCUAGUCUUUCCAAGAGAGGAAGAUUUCAAUGGUGGAAACGUCUAGCCUGGGUAAGGAAAACUUAUAUGGUGGAAACCUUUGAGAAAACUUGGAAUUCAUCUCGUGUCGCCGUUGUCGACGAUUUUAUCCUCUGGUACAUCAUUUCAUUGUUGGUUUUUGUCUUUUGAGCUCAAAAGAUGUUUUCCCUUUUUUUUUCUUGGUUAGCCUCAGGCCAAAAAUGGAGAGAGUUUAAAAUCAAGGCUCGCCGGAAUUCUUGGGCAGUGGAACACAGAAGCCAGUUCCCAGUUCCACCGGCGGAAUCUGACGAGGAGGACGAGGACACUUCGUGA